GUGGUGACAGCGGACCACGCCCAGCUCAUGGUGCCUCUCAUCUUGGAGAAGAACCUGUGGUCGUCCAUCCCCGGCGAGGACACCAUCAUGAACGUCCCGGGUUUCUGGCUCAUCCGCAGAGAGAAUUUAGAGUAUUUCCCUCGGAACAGCAGCUACUGGGACCGCUGCAUGGUGGGAGGCUACCUCUCCCCCAAAUCAGUCCUGGAGGUCUUCGACAAACUGGUGGCGGGCUCCAUCAACUGGCCCGCCAUCGGCAGCGUCCUCGACUACAUCAUUCGCCCCGUGGUUCCCUCAGAGACGCUGACACUGGAGGUGCAGUACGACACGGAGCGCAGGCUGUACGUGGACUUCCUGCCGUUACUCGUGAUGGAGGACGGAACCUCGCUGAUCGCCAAACCUCAUCGUCUCGUCGCCGAGCGUCACGAAAACCUGUGGAGGCAGAGCUUUCGAGUGGCGGAGACGGCGCGACUCAGGGCGCUGGACCAGGAGGACGGAGGGUGUCGGUGCGCCUGCCUGAAGCUGGCGAAGGCAAUGUGCAAACUCAACCCCGCUCUGAACCGUCUCAACGCCAGCCAGCUCACCAACUGCAUCCUGCUGCUGUGCGAGAAGGAGGGCGACUGGACGCAGGACGCGCUGGCCGACCGCUUCCUCCAGCUGCUGCGAGCGCUGGUGGGACACCUGGAGGCCGGGAGGCUGCCCUGCGCCCUCAGCCCCAAAGUGAACUUAUUCUGCGAGCUGACGGAACAGGAAGUGGACGAGCUGGGGUACACGCUCUACUGCGCCCUGUCCGAUCCGGCGGGGCUGCUGAGAACAGACAUGGAAGAGCCGCCACAACCGUGACAACCUCGUGUAAACAAACAUCACUACUAACAGCAACGGGGGAUUUCAAUCAACACUGAUUUGUGGGCGGUGGUGACCUCGACAUAACAUGGUUCUGGGAGCGGGAAAAACUGCAUGGAGUCCAAAACACUCGAUCUGGUCAGUCUUAAACGCCAUCAGUGAGAAAAUGUGAUGCACACUGUAGCAGCUACUAAAUGUUAAGAUACGUCUUGACAUGAAAGAUGUUUGUCUUGUUCUCAUGCAAAACGUAUUUUAUCUCCGUUAAGGCCCAUUGAUGGAUCUCACCAAAGCCAUUGUAUUAAUGAAGUUGAGAGGAGACACACUGACAUACAUCUCUGUGGAGGUAGUGCACGCUGCAUGGGGUGGUGCAGGAAUGAGUCCGAAAACCUGGAAAUGACUCAGCAUUUUAACACCUGAAGCUUUUCUCGUCUCGACAUCAUUGGUUUUUGGAUGUGUUUUUGUCGAUAUGCCUGAAAUAAGGUCUGUGGUUAACAGAAGCUAAAGAGAUAUAUUCAUGUUUUGCUCGAGCUUCUGUCAUAAAAACGGCGGUUGCUAACAAGUGGCUAAAUUAGACUAUUAAACGUCAUCACGCCAAACAUUAGCCGCCUUUAGCUUAGCGGUUGUAGCUUUACCACAGAGCUUGUUUUAUGCAUGUUCCAAAAUCCAAUGCUAACUUCCACAUUAGCCUAGAAAAGAUCAUCAUGCCUGCACCACUCUAUUGGUGUGUCCAUAUGAAAAUAAUAAGGUGAAUAUAAUACAUGCGUCUUCCUCUCAUCUGUCCUCUUGUGGGAGUCUUCAAGGCGCUCCCAUGCAGUUGUUCACCGAUGGAUUCCAGGAUGUUGAUUGUAUGCCAAUCCAAAAGCUAAUAAAAUAUCAAUGAGCAAAAGAGACAAGCCUACUCUGUUCAUCCACCUUUCGUUCUCUCAUUAAAUACUGCUCUACUGUGUUCAGUUUGAAAUCACGCUGUGUCAGAAGAACUUCAUUAAAACAGUGGCUGCGUUGAAGAUUUAUGAAUGGGAUCUGUGAUGGGACUGUGUGCAGCUUAUCUAGAAAUCAACCGGGGGAAUAAUAAAAUGUAUGUUGAUGUCUUUGUAUCUCACAUUCAAUAUGAAUCAGAUGUAAGGCUGAAUAUACAGCCAUAAAUAGAAAAUGUGAAGCUUCUGAAUUGUCCAUGAAAUUUGGAACAAUACAGCUUCACCAUUUUCCCUUAUCCGCUCUCUGUCAUGUCAGGAGGUUUGGUUCUCCAGUCACAUUUGUUCAUAUAACGAAUAUGCUUUAUCUAAGUUAAAACCAAACGUACUUUAAUCUCGGGUUAUUUUUGCACUUUCCAAAUGUUCGUAGGUUUAUCCAAAGUGUCUCAACUGGAAGUGUUCUUGUCUUCUAGUUUUUGCUUUAGUUUCAAUCCAGGUUUCCUCUUGAUCAUUAUCUUCUACAUUUCUUAAUAGUCCCCUUUUUGAGAAAUCUCUACUCCAGACACACAGCUGUUAAACUGGUACUAACGUUUGUCGAUGGUGAAUUAGUCUCAGUAUUCAUUUCCUGUCCCGAUAGCAUGCAGAACAAAGAGCCCGUUACAUCUGUAGAGUUAUUUCUCUAUCUUUGUGCAUACCUGUGCACGCUUUAAGUCCGUAUUACCCUCUGAAUAACCCACAGGUCCUGGGCCGUUCUGUUUAUGAAGUGUUUGACACCAUCACAUGACCUGUUGUGAUUCUCCUGUCAAAUCGGUUUAUAUCUCUAGAUUUCAGGUGCUAAUCUCUUUUAGAUCUUGAUCUGAGAGGGAUCUACUCAGUUAUAUAAUGCUAGAUUAGCCUGCUACACUGCAGGUGGAGUCAAUACAACAAUGUGUGUCACUGUGAAAUGACAUGUCCAAAAUUCAUCACGUUUGCUUUUUGUUCUCACUUUUAGCCUUGGAAUGAUAAAUAAAUGCAGUGACAGAGCC
Molecule: messenger RNA, 2776 nt
Organism: Notothenia coriiceps (black rockcod)
Lineage: Eukaryota; Metazoa; Chordata; Actinopteri; Perciformes; Nototheniidae
Gene: mief1
Product: mitochondrial elongation factor 1
Exons: 1
Biological process (GO): positive regulation of mitochondrial fission; mitochondrion organization
Cellular component (GO): mitochondrial outer membrane
Source: RefSeq, a predicted model, not a curated record